Molecule: messenger RNA, 1239 nt
Organism: Episyrphus balteatus (marmalade hoverfly)
Lineage: Eukaryota; Metazoa; Arthropoda; Insecta; Diptera; Syrphidae
Product: protein FAM50 homolog
Exons: 1
Coding region: 115-1164 (349 amino acids)
Biological process (GO): chromatin organization
Cellular component (GO): nucleus
Source: RefSeq, a predicted model, not a curated record
UUUCACUAUUUUUUAUUUUCUACUUUUUGCAAACAAAAAAUUUCUCUCAAAAACUUUUCAAUUGUUUUAAACAUUUACCCAAUAAAAAACGCAUUUAUUUAAACAUUUUCAAUAAUGGCUCACUACAAAGGUGCAGCCAGCGAAGCUGGCCGUGCUAUGCAAUUGAUGAAAAAACGUGAAAUUGCCCAACAAGAAAUUGAAUUCCGUAAGAAAAAAAUCGAAGAAGAUUUAAAAAUUUCCAACAUCGAAAAUAAAUUUGCCAGCCACUACGAUGCUGUGGAACAACAACUUAAGACCUCAACCAUUGGUUUGGUCACUUUGGAUGAAAUGAAAGCAAAGCAAGAAGAUAUUGUUAGAGAACGUGAAAAAAAAUUAGCUCAAAAGAAAGACGAAAAAGAAAGGGAAAAGUUGAGGGCUCUUGAAGCUAUUCAAGCUGAAAAAAAUAAACAAAAAAGACAAAUUCAAGCAUUGUCAUUUACUUUAGAUGAAGAUGAAGCUGAAGAAGAGGAUGAGGACAUAAAACCUCUUGAAAUUAAGCCAAUUAAGAAAUGGCGAACUGAGGAACAAUCCGAUGAACCGCAGAAGAAGAAAAUCUGCAAAAAUCCCGACGUAGACACUUCAUUCCUUCCCGAUCGGGAGCGUGAAGAACGAGAGAAUCGUCUUCGUGAAGAACUACGUCAGGAAUGGGUCGCCCAACAGGCUGCUUUGAAAGACCAAGAAAUCACAAUAACCUUCAGUUAUUGGGACGGUUCUGGCCAUCGUCGAAGUGCGACAAUGAAAAAAGGCAAUUCCAUUUAUCAAUUCUUGCAAAAAUGUUUGGAAGUUUUGCGUAAAGAAUUCAAUGAAUUGAAAACUGUUAUGGCUGAUCAAUUGAUGUAUGUUAAAGAGGAUUUGAUUCUCCCUCAUCAUUAUACUUUUUAUGAUUUUAUUGUAACAAAAGCGAGAGGUAAAAGUGGACCAUUGUUUCAAUUUGAUGUUCAUGAUGAUGUUAGGAUGAUUAGCGAUGCAACGGUGGAGAAAGAGGAAUCACAUGCUGGUAAGGUUUUGUUGAGGAGUUGGUAUGAGAGGAAUAAGCAUAUCUUUCCGGCUAGUCGAUGGGAGCCGUAUGAUCCGACAAAGACUUAUGAUAAGUAUACUAUUAAAGAUAAGAAUAAUAAAAAAUAAAUUUGUGUUGAAAGUAAGUUUUGUUUGGUUUGUGUAUUUUUGUUCUAAUUCAACUCUAAAGUCUAGUACGCUGCU